UUAAAAUGUGCAUUGUUUCAAAGAGAUCCCUGUGCUCAGCGUUCCUGCCUAACUCUUUUUCUCUUUUCCUCUUCAUGCUGCCACCCUGCUGUCCUGCUGUCCUCCUUUAACAACAGGACUGCCUUGUCCUGGUGAAAGCAAAGUUAGAAAUAUGGAGUCUGUUUACAUUAAACAGGAGGAGGUUCUGGAGUUGGUACCUGUCUGCAUUAAACAGGAGAUGACUGAACUGGAGCCUGUCCACAUGAAAGAAGAGACUGAACUGGAGCCUGUCCACAUUAAAGAAGAGACUGAACUGGAGCCUGUCCACAUUAAAGAAGAGACUGAACUGGAGCCUAUCCACAUGAAAGAAGAAGAGACUGAACUGGAGCCUGUCCACAUUAAAGAGGAAGAGACUGAACUGGAGCCUGUCCACAUUAAAGAGGAAGAGACUGAACUGGAGCCUGUCCACAUUAAAGAAGAGACUGAACUGGAGCCUGUCCACAUUAAAGAAGAGACUGAACUGGAGCCUGUCCACAUGAAAGAAGAAGAGACUGAACUGGAGCCUGUCCACAUUAAAGAGGAAGAGACUGAACUGGAGCCUGUCCACAUUAAAGAGGAAGAGACUGAACUGGAGCCUGUCCACAUUAAAGAAGAGACUGAACUGGAGCCUGUCCACAUUAAAGAAGAGACUGAACUGGAGCCUGUCCACAUGAAAGAAGAAGAGACUGAACUGGAGCCUGUUCACAUUAAAGAAGAGCCUGAAUUGGAGCCUGUUCACAUUAAAGAAGAGGAGACUGAACUGGAGCCUGUCCACAUUAAAGAAGAGGAGACUGAAUUGGAGCCUGUUCAGAUUAAAGAGGACGAGACUGAACUGCAGCCUGUCCACAUUGAAGAGAAGUCUAUUGGCUGCUUGUUUAAGGAUACAGAAAAAAUAUCCCGGCCAAAGAUAUCACAUCAAUGUAAUGAAUGUGGGAAGAGUUUCAGCUGGCCAGGAAACCUAAAAACACACCAGCGAAUUCACACUGGAGAGAAGCCAUAUCAAUGUACUGAAUGUGGGGAGAGCUUCAGUGCGUCAGGAGGCCUAAAAAGACACCUUCGAUUUCACACUGGAGAGAAGCCAUAUCACUGUUUUAAAUGUGGGAAAAGCUUCACUGAGAAAGGAACACUAAACAAACACCAGCGAAUUCACACUGGAGAGAAGCCGUAUCAAUGUACUGAAUGUGGAAAGAGCUUUAAUGUGUCAGGAAGCCUAAAAAGACACCAUCGAUUUCACACUGGAGAGAAGCCAUAUCGCUGUUUUGAAUGUGGGAAAAGCUUCACUGAGAAAGGAACACUAAACAAACACCAGCGAAUUCACACUGGAGAGAAGCCGCAUAAAUGUACUGAAUGUGGGAAGAGCUUUAAUAUGUUAGGAAGCCUAAAAAGACACCAUCGAUUUCACACUGGAGAGAAGCCAUAUUGCUGUUUUGAAUGUGGGAAAAGCUUCACUGAGAAAGGUAAACUAAAAAAUCACCAGAGAACUCACACUGGAGAGAAGCCGUAUCACUGUACUGAAUGUGGGGAGAGCUUCAGUCGGUUAGGAAACCUAAAAAGACACCAGCGAAUUCACACUGGAGAGAAGCCAUAUCACUGUACUGAAUGUGGGGAGAGCUUCAGUGAGUCAGGAAGCCUAAAUAGACACCAACGCAUUCACACUGAAGAAAAGCCGUAUCACUGUGUUAAAUGUGGGGAGAGCUUCAGUCAGUUAGGAAACCUAAAAAGACACCAGCGAAUUCACACUGGAGCCAGCCUCCCUCCCCUCCCAGUCCCUCGCCUCUCCACCCUGCUUGCUUGAGUGUGUGGAGAGCUGACUGAUUCCUUGUCUCUCUCUCACCCUGCAGUAAAUGAAGGGGGUCUCCAGGAGUGAGAGCCAGCCUGAAUCCAGAGACACUGAGAAGGGGAGCGUGUCAAACUGAAGGAGACAGACCCAUUCUUUCAGAAUGAACUGCAUUGGAAAUGAAUCUCACUCAUCAUGCUGUGAGGAUUUAUGCCAAGCUUGUUUCUGUGAACACAUUAAACAACGUUGCCGAUAACACAUCAUAUUUUUAAAAUACCAUUACUGUACCAGUGUCGGUGAGAAAAGAAGUAAAUUAUUUAAAAGAAUCUAAAACUAAAACUCUCUUCAUGGGUGUGGCAGCAGUGUGCCCUUCAUAUUACUAGAAUGGCCUGUAAGCUAUUGCACCAGUGCAAGCACAAGCUGAAACAACCUUUUUUUCUUUUUUUUUUUAUUUCACGUGGUGCAAACUUUGCACUGGAGCAAGUGCUGUUUUGGGUUUGAAUGAACUUGACUGCUUUGAGUGUUUAAAGGGCACAUACAGACCUUUUAUUUUAUUGUGUUACAUGUUCCCAUGUGUUUACGUAAGGUGUUUAUUGUUUUCAUUUUUUUAUACAUUUUGACCACUUUUUUAAACUUUUAAA
Molecule: messenger RNA, 2436 nt
Organism: Acipenser ruthenus (sterlet)
Lineage: Eukaryota; Metazoa; Chordata; Actinopteri; Acipenseriformes; Acipenseridae
Product: zinc finger protein 436-like
Exons: 2
Coding region: 152-1813 (553 amino acids)
Biological process (GO): regulation of transcription by RNA polymerase II
Cellular component (GO): transcription regulator complex; PcG protein complex
Molecular function (GO): DNA-binding transcription factor activity, RNA polymerase II-specific; RNA polymerase II cis-regulatory region sequence-specific DNA binding
Source: RefSeq, a predicted model, not a curated record